GGGGGCGAAGGCCGCCUCUUACUGCAGGCGAACAGUCUUAACUGGCAGCUUCCUUCCCUGAGGUGCAGACAGCUGGGCAUGGGCCUCCCGAGGCUUCGCCAUGAGCUUCCUGAUCGACUCCAGCAUCAUGAUCACCUCCCAGUGCCUUCUUGCUUUCCUGGUUUUUGUGGUUCCUCUGGGUUAUGUACUCACAUCUGAAGAUUUGGAGCUAAGAGCCUAAAGAUGAAUACUGUUUUUUGGAUUCGGGUGGCUUUUCUUCAUGCGUCAAUUGUUUAAGGACUAUGAGGUGCGUCAGUAUGUCGUGCAGGUGAUCUUCUCCGUGACUUUUGCAUUUUCGUGCACCAUGUUUGAGCUUAUCAUCUUUGAAAUCUUGGGAGUUCUGAACAGCAGCUCCCGUUAUUUUCACUGGAAAAUGAACCUGUGUGUAAUUCUGCUCAUUCUGGUUUUCAUGGUACCUUUCUACAUUGGUUAUUUUAUCGUGAGUAACAUCCAACUGUUGCAUAAGCAGCGCCUGCUCUUUUCCUGUCUCCUGUGGCUGACCUUUAUGUAUUUCUUCUGGAAGCUGGGGGAUCCAUUUCCCAUCCUCAGCCCAAAGCAUGGGAUCUUGUCCAUAGAACAACUCAUCAGCCGAGUGGGCGUGAUUGGGGUGACGCUCAUGGCCCUGCUCUCCGGAUUUGGUGCUGUCAACUGCCCGUACACAUACAUGUCCUACUUCCUUAGGAAUGUGACUGACACGGAUAUCCUUGCAUUGGAACGGCGACUGUUGCAGACCAUGGACAUGAUCAUAAGCAAGAAGAAAAGGAUGGCCGUGGCACGGAGAACCAUGUUCCAGAGGGGGGAGGUGCAGAACAAGCCGUCGGGACUCUGGGGCAUGCUGAAGAGUGUGACUGCGUCAGCCCCCGGCAGUGAAAAUCUGACUCUUAUCCAACAGGAAGUAGAUGCUCUGGAAGAACUAAGCAGGCAGCUCUUUCUGGAAACAGCUGAUCUGUAUGCUACUAAGGAAAGAAUUGAAUACUCCAAAACAUUCAAGGGGAAGUAUUUCAAUUUCCUGGGUUACUUUUUCUCUAUUUACUGUGUCUGGAAAAUUUUUAUGGCAACCAUCAAUAUUGUUCUGGAUCGAGUUGGGAAAACUGACCCUGUCACCAGAGGCAUUGAGAUCACUGUGAAUUACCUGGGGAUCCAGUUCGAUGUGAAGUUUUGGUCUCAACAUAUUUCUUUCAUUCUGGUUGGAAUAAUCAUUGUCACAUCCAUCAGAGGACUGCUGAUCACUCUUACCAAGUUCUUUUAUGCCAUCUCCAGCAGUAAGUCCUCCAAUGUCAUUGUCCUGCUGUUAGCACAGAUAAUGGGCAUGUACUUCGUCUCUUCCGUGCUGCUGAUCCGAAUGAGCAUGCCCCCAGAAUACCGUACCAUCAUCACAGAAGUCCUCGGAGAACUUCAGUUCAACUUCUAUCACCGCUGGUUUGACGUCAUCUUCCUGGUCAGUGCCCUCUCCAGCAUACUGUUCCUCUACCUGGCUCACAAGCAGGCACCAGAGAAGCACAUGGCACCCUGACCUCAGACUGUGCGAUACCUGUACUGUAUCAGACUGGGCUGUACCUGUACCAGGGCCUUAAAUUCUUUAAACAGAGGAGCUGCUGGGGCCGCUUAUUCUGCCUCCAGUACAUGCCUUCUUCCUCCUGUGAUACAGGAGUCAUAAGUAGCUUCGACUAAGACAAGAGAGAGAAAUCCCCACAGCAUUCGGCAGGGAGCAUGUGUGGGUCUGAGGCUGUGCAAAACGAGGGUGGGAGUCAGGGCAUGAGGAUAUCCCGGUGCUCCUGAGAAGGUGGCUUCCCAUGAAAAAUUUAGUAAAAUCAGAGUUUUAAUACUAUG
Molecule: messenger RNA, 1869 nt
Organism: Phodopus roborovskii (desert hamster)
Lineage: Eukaryota; Metazoa; Chordata; Mammalia; Rodentia; Cricetidae
Product: Golgi pH regulator
Exons: 15
Coding region: 260-1552 (430 amino acids)
Biological process (GO): intracellular pH reduction
Cellular component (GO): Golgi cisterna membrane
Molecular function (GO): voltage-gated monoatomic anion channel activity
Source: RefSeq, a predicted model, not a curated record